Colletotrichum gloeosporioides is the source of this 2460-nucleotide messenger RNA. RefSeq lists its product as uncharacterized. Lineage: Eukaryota; Fungi; Ascomycota; Sordariomycetes; Glomerellales; Glomerellaceae. The transcript is spliced from 5 exons. The coding region runs from base 1 to 2460 and encodes 819 amino acids. The record is from RefSeq and is a predicted model, not a curated record.
AUGAGGAUUUCAACCCCGCACCUAUCCUCGUGGCUUCCGCUGAGCAGUUUCAUCGGUACCAUUCUUGGACAGGAUGACCUCGGCACCAACAAUGGCUUCGUGGACAUUGAGACAUCCAACUUCAAGGCCCGAAUUGUGCGAGACGCUCAAAUUUUAGCGUCUCUGAAGCCCAAUGGGGACGACUUCGACUACCUCCCUUUCGACAUUCUGGGAAACCGUUCUCGUAACGGACAAUACCAUUGGGGUGAUGUUACCUACAGAUAUCGAAUUGAAGGCGACAACAGCUGGAUCGAUGGAAAUUCUGCCCAGACCCGCAAGCCUGUCGUUGCUCUAUCCCCAAAUGACGGGGUUCUUGCCGCCGCAGACCUCUCCUCCACGCUUCCCUCGGGCCCGCUCAACGUGACUCGAGAAUGGCUCAAUAUCGACGGCGAUCUCGCCCUGUGCUUCACCUUCAGCAACGCCGGGAACUCCAGCAUUGAGAUCGGUAGUCUUGGGUUUUCCGCCGAGUUCAACAGCAUUUUUACGCACCACCAUCCGGCGGACGCAACAGCGGCCUGUUCUCUUUCCGAACCGUAUAUUGGUAUGGACGCUGGCCAGAUUCGCGUUACCCCUAUCAAAGGCACAGGACCCGCACUCGUCGUCACGGCCCUCCAUGGAACCAAAUCACCACUGGAAGCGUACCGAAACUUAUGGGAGAUGGGCUACGGAGGAUCUUCCUAUUCAAGCCAGACGUUUGAGGUGAGGUUCACAAUCGCCCCUGAGGGCGUCCGAGGAUAUGACAAGGCGGUUCGAAAAGUUGGCCAGCCGACCGCGCUCAGCGUCCCAAGCUAUAUUCUUCCACGAGAUCUGCCGGGAAAGCUGUUCCUGCAGUCCGAUGCUCCCGUGACUAACAUCGCCAUUGACCCCCAGGGAUCGCUCUCCGUGGACCAGACCGGCGAUUCUGCUUAUUCAGUGACACCUACAGAUCACGCUUUCGGAAGAGCGAGGCUCACUAUUACGUAUGAUGAUGGGAAGAUUCAGACAAUUCACUACUAUAUCACCAAACCUGCCACCGAAGCUCUUCAGGACAUGGGCCAUUUGCUUACGACGAAAGCAUACUUUACCAAUGAGUCUGAUCCUUUUGGUCGUGCGCCAUCUGUCAUGACCUACGAUUGCGAGAGCGACUCGGUAGUCACGCAGGAUCUCAGGGCUUGGGUAGUCGGACUGAGUGACGAGGGCGGAGCUGGAGCUUACAUUGCGGCUGUCGUCAAGCAAGCUGUGUACCCGGAUGCGGACGAAGUUGCAAAACUUGACACCUUUGUGAACAAGGUGGUUUGGGGUAACAUCCAACAAGAAGACUACGCCGUCCGGAACUCCGUUUUCUUCUACGAGCCAGCAGAGGUGCCCGGGUUUGUGUACGAGAACUUUGACUGGAGCUCUUGGAUGUCUUGGAACAAAGGCCGGGCGCUUGCCACCGACAGAGGCUACAACUACGUUCAUCCCUCUGCAGCAUACUGGUCCCUCUAUAGGGUCGGAAGAGCUUACCCAGAGCUUGGUAUGAUCAUGACCGACCUGGUGCGUGAAGGGCUCGAAGAUGAGGCCGCCACUCUUGCGGCACUCAUAAAGUCUCGUGCCGAACACUGGAAUUCCAUCGACGCCCCUUUUGGGAGUGAGAUGGCAUGGGACUCUACUGGCCAGGAAGGCGUCUACUACUGGUCUAGACACUUCGGCUUCACGGACUUAGCGAAACGGGCAGUUGAUACCGUACUUGGCUUCACGCCUAAUGUGCCGCACUGGGGCUGGAACGGCAAUUCGCAUCGAUACUGGGACUUUGAUCUCGCUGGGAAGCUACGACGACUGGAGCGCCAGAUUCACCACUACGGAUCCGCUCUGAACUCCCAAGUCCUACUCUCGGCUUUCCGCGAUGACCCCUCUGACUCCUAUCUCCUGCGUACCGGUCACGGUGGAAGCUUUGCACCACUUUCGAACAUCAACGAGGCCGGUUGCCCGAGCGCUGGGUUCCACUCGUUCCCCGAGACCUUGAAGUGGGAUGGCUUCACCGGCGACUAUGGCCCGGGCUUCCUCAGCAUGGUCUUGAACACGGGAACAUACGUAGCUGAAGAUGAGCAAGUCGGCCUUGUGGCCUACGGCGGGGAAAUUUCGACCGAUGGCAAUAAGGUGACGGUCCUUCCGCGUGAUCCUGUCAGAAAGAGGAUAUUCAUCGGUCUUCUGGCUGUCAUAAUUACAGUCGGUGUGGGUGUCAUCAAGCAGUUUUCUUACAACGUCGAAGAAAGGACCAUCUCCAUGACCUUGUCGCAGCUUGUGGGCGUCCCAAAGGCCAUGAAUGCAACUGUGUGGACGGAAUCGAUGCAAUCGCCUUGGGAAGUCACUGGUGAUCAGGUCGAGACGGCCCGCGGCGGACGGAGAGUUUCUCGAGUCGAAGAUAAGGUUACCGUUACCCUGUCUUCAAAGUCGACUUGA